AUGAGCAAGGCUUUGCUUGCCUUUGUAUGGGUUGCUGGUCCUCUGACUGGGACCCUUGUACAGCCUUAUAUUGGCAUUCGAAGUGAUAAUUGCCGGAUUUCUUGGGGGCGACGAAAGCCUUUUAUGGUUUUCGGUGGCUUGGCUACUGUCAUUUGUUUGUUAGUGCUCGCGUGGAUACGAGAAAUUACCAACGGUAUUCUCGGUUUGUUUGGAGCGGAUGCGAAAUCAAAGGGCGUGCAAAUCACUACGAUUGUGAUUGCGACAAUUUUGAUGUAUUGUCUAGAUUUCGCUAUCAACACAGUUCAAGCAGCUAUCAGGGCUUUUAUUGUUGAUUGUGCUCCAGCACAUCAGCAGGAAUCAGCAAAUGCCUGGGCUGGUCGACUAACUGGGGCCGGUAACAUUUUAGGAUAUAUCCUUGGUUAUAUGGACCUGCCAAAAGCGUUUCCUUUUCUAGGUAACACUCAAUUCAAAGUCCUUUGCGUCAUCGCAAGUUUCUCCCUUGCCACUACCUUGUUGAUCAGUUGCACCUUUAUCAAAGAACGGGACCCGCGACUAGAGGAGAGAUCAUCGGCCGGAAACCCGAAUUUGAUUUCGUUCUUCAGACAAGUUUUCAGAUCGGCUCGUAUGUUACCACCGCAAAUACGGAAAGUGUGCGAGAUCCAGCUUGCAGCCUGGAUUGGGUGGUUUCCAUUUCUUUUCUAUUCAACCACCUACAUCGGGCAACUAUACGUUAAUCCGAUAUUUGAAGAUCAUCGCGACUUCUCUGAUGAUGAUAUUAAUAAAACAUGGGAGGAUGCUACAAGAAUCGGAGCUUUUGCACUGCUUAUUAACGCAAUUAUCAGCUUUGCGUCAAAUAUCAUCUUGCCAGUUCUGAUUGUCCCGUCUUACAAAAGAAUCCGCGUACCAGCGGAUCUCAAUAAUGGGACUCCGCCACAAGACAGCCCGCCAGAGCUUCAGCGAAGAGGAUCUUCAUCCGGUUUACAAGAAGGUGCCGCAUCGGAGCCGCUGUUAGAAGGAAACCCGGCAGUUAGCAACGAGGAUGAGAAGCCGAGUAUCUUCACGAAACUUCAGAUUCCUGGUCUGACUUUGCGUCGCACUUGGCUGAUAUCUCAUGUCCUCUUUGCACUCUGUAUGUUCACUACGUUUUUCAUCACUUCCUACCAGGCAGGGACUGUGGUGAUAGGAAUUAUCGGCAUUUCCUGGGCUAUUACUUUGUGGGCACCAUUUGCUCUUAUAUCUGCAGAAGUAGCCCAACGUGCCGCUGAAAAGCAAAUAUUACGAUUACAGGUUGAGAUCGAGCCAACAACUCGGGCUCCCGAGUUAGAUGCUAUGAAUGAAGCCGACGAAGAUAUCGAGACUGCUCCAAAGGCCCCGGAUGAUUCGGCCACAGACCAAGCUGGAAUUGUACUCGGUUUGCACAAUGUUGCGAUUUCUUUCCCACAAUUCUUUUCAACGCUGAAGCCUCGCGGCGAACCAUGGGAUGACAGCAGGGCCGCAGAUGAUUCAGACCCCGAAGAUGACGCACCUGAGCCCGAAAAGAAGGAGUUUUUCAGCUCCUGGGCGCUGUUUAUUCUUAUUAUGCUCUUGAUUAGCGCCCUCUUCACUAGUUAUAUUCUCCAACAACGGAAAAUCCAAGCUGUGCAUGAAACAGUGCUGUCGAUUUUUGGAGGAAUGUUUGUUGGUCUGAUUAUUCGCCUGAGUCCUACGUCGCCUAUUCAAGACAGUGUUACGUUUGAUUACCAGUUCUUUUUCAACUUGCUACUUCCUCCGAUUAUUUUGGCGUCGGGAUACGAACUACACCAAGCGAAUUUCUUUCGCAAUAUUGGAACUAUCCUUACUUUCGCUUUUGCCGGUACUUUUAUCUCCGCGAUCGUGCUGGGUCUGAUCCUCUACCUAUGGACGCGAAUUCCACUUGAUGGUCUCAACAUCUCCCUAGUCGAAGCUAUUUCUGUCGGCGCAACUCUUUCUGCAACGGAUCCAGUUACCAUCCUCGCUAUUUUCAAUCUCUACAAGGUGGAGCCAAAGCUGUAUACCGUGAUUUUUGGUGAGUCUAUUUUGAACGACGCUGUCGCUAUUGUCUUGUUCGAGACCGCGCAGAAAUAUGCCGAGAAUGAUGCCGCGAAACUAUCCGUGCUCAAUCUGUUUGAGGCUAUUGGGCUUUUCUUGUUGGUGUUCUUUGGCAGCAUGUUAGUUGGGAUUAUUGUUGGAAUUGCCACUGCGCUAGGUCUGAAAUAUACUCUCGUCCGUCGUAUGCCGAAGAUAGAGAGCUGUCUUAUUAUCUUGAUUGCAUAUGCCAGCUACUUUUUCUCGAACGGAGUGCACCUUUCCGGUAUUGUGUCACUUCUGUUUUGCGGAAUCACAUUAAAACAUUACGCAUACUACAACAUGUCUCGGAGAACGCAACUUACUACCAAAUACCUGUUCCAAGUCAUGUCGCAGUUGAGCGAAAACUUUAUUUUCAUCUACCUGGGACUAGACCUUUUUGUUGAGACCGAUCUCCAGUUUAAACCACUAUUUAUUAUUGUCGCCGUUGUCGGUAUCUGCGUUGCUCGAUACCUUUCGGUGUUCCCGCUGUCCAAGGCUGUUAACUGGUUUAUUCGGUACCGAGCCCGACGACGUGGUCAAGAAGUAGCUGAUGAGCUGCCAUUCUCAUACCAGGCAAUGCUUUUCUGGGCAGGAUUGCGUGGUGCAGUUGGUGUGGCGCUCGCGGCUGGUAUUUCAGGAGUCAAUGGACCGGCGUUACGAGCUACCGUUCUCGUUGUGGUCGUGUUGACUGUCAUUAUCUUCGGAGGCACCACCGCCCGAAUGCUGGACAUUCUCGGGAUACGUACUGGUGUGGUGGAAGAAGUCGAAUCUGACGACGAAUUCGAUAUUGAAGUUACCCACGGUGGCACAUACUAUAAGAGAGCAAACAACUCUGGCAUAGGCUAUACCCCGCGCCGCAACGACCGCACAAUUCCACUCGAUAAUGUUGGCGACCGUCCAGGUCUUCCAGCAACAGACAGCUACUCUAGUGGCAACAAUCGUCGCCCAAGCCCACCCUCUCGCACACGGGGCUCCACUCGUAAGGGCAGUCUGUUCCAUUCAAAGGACCGAGAUGCCCGCCGAGACCAGUUCGCCACCCAAGGACUCUUAGGGGUGAGCAACGGAAGCCGAAGCGAGAGCGACAUAGCCAGCGACGAAGACAUCGCAGCCGUGCGCCACCAACGCGGUCGUCUUCAAACAACCGCUCACCAAGCAACCGUUGAUGAUCCGCUCGAUGAUUUUGACCUUGACGUCGACGCGGUAUCCGACGACGACCUGCCCCCAGCAGCUCCAUCGACAUCGCGACUCCGCCGCUCUCCUUCUCAGCCGCAGAGCAACCCAAUCACAUCAUCGAGUGCGUCCCCUGCUGGCCGCGUCGUCGAACCCGGGCCACAUCGCGAGCCGAUAACGGCUAGAAACGCGCUUCGAGAGUUAUUCUCUGGCGGACCGACUGGUGACCAUGCAGAAUGGUUCCGGCAGCUAGACGAAGACUUUAUCAAACCCACACUACUCCUUGACCAGUCCAACCACAAGGGCCCCGGGGCGGUUUAA
Talaromyces proteolyticus is the source of this 3576-nucleotide messenger RNA. RefSeq names its product sodium/hydrogen exchanger 3. Bases 1 to 3576 code for a protein of 1191 amino acids. The transcript is spliced from 8 exons. Gene Ontology annotation, molecular function: sodium:proton antiporter activity. Gene Ontology annotation, biological process: sodium ion transport; proton transmembrane transport; vacuolar acidification. Lineage: Eukaryota; Fungi; Ascomycota; Eurotiomycetes; Eurotiales; Trichocomaceae. Gene Ontology annotation, cellular component: late endosome; fungal-type vacuole membrane; early endosome. The record is from RefSeq and is a predicted model, not a curated record.